This is a messenger RNA of Oryza brachyantha (malo sina), 1060 nucleotides long. RefSeq names its product reticulon-like protein B16. The record is from RefSeq and is a predicted model, not a curated record. Lineage: Eukaryota; Viridiplantae; Streptophyta; Magnoliopsida; Poales; Poaceae. The transcript has 5 exons. Bases 125 to 808 code for a protein of 227 amino acids.
UCCUCCCUACCGCCGUACCCCGUUCACGAAGAAACCGCCUCCUUCAUUCCUCCUCCUCCUUUCGCCGGCCGGCUCUCCUCGUGGGAAUCUCCUGGCCUCCCCGCCGCGACCCCGCCGCGAAACCAUGGAGGCCGGCGCCGGCUUGACGGUGCCCGCGAACGGCGGGAUCGAGAGCUCCACCGCCGACCCCUCCACCUCCGGCACCGGGUCAAGACUCUCCGUCCACCGCAUCGCUGGCGGCGGGAAAGCUGCUGAUAUCAUCUUAUGGAAGCGUGGACGUGUUACGAUUGGUGUUAUAUUUGGUGCUACUAUGGCAUGGUGGUUGUUUGAGAAGUCUGGACUUCCCUUCUUGACAGUUUGCUCUGAUGUACUGCUCAUUUUGAUAGUUGUGCAGUUCAUACGGAUUAAAAUAGCUGGAUUGCUAAAUAGGCAACCUAGGCCACUACCCGAGUUAGUUUUAUCAGAGGAAAUGGUUAGCAACGCUGCAUCUUCAUUCCGUGUUAAAGUAAACAACAUGCUGAUGAUUGCACAUGACAUUACUCUUGGCAAGGACUUCCGACUCUUUUUCCAGGUUGUGUUGCUACUAUGGCUGUUAUCUGUUAUUGGCAAUUUCUGCUCUUCUGCUACUCUUGGUUACAUCGGAACCAUUGCUUUGGUCACAAUUCCUGCAUUAUACAAUAAGAACCAGGAGAAAGUUGACAGAUAUGCUGGGAUGGUCCACAGGAAUCUAUCGAGGCAUUACAAGAUUGUCGACGAAAAUGUGAUGAGCAGGAUACCAAGAAGCUUUAUCAGAGAUAAAGAGGAUUGAUUUGCUUUACACUUCUAUUUCUACGUCGUAGACCAUGCGAAGUAGGAAUUUAGGGCAAAAGCCGGAGUACGAUUUAGACGUCACUGCAAUGUGCUAGAACUAUUUUGACUCCUUAGCAAUAAGGUUCAAAAUGCAAAAUGAUUUGCUUGUACUAAUGCUUUGGAUUCAUUUUUUCAACAAACUGGAUACAAAGCUGUACAAAAGUACCCAGUGUUAUGAAGUGAAACGAAGUUUGGUGUCAAUUGCCAUACG